Messenger RNA from Aedes albopictus (Asian tiger mosquito), 6427 nucleotides. RefSeq lists its product as uncharacterized. The coding region runs from base 963 to 5525 and encodes 1520 amino acids. NCBI's taxonomy places the organism in Eukaryota, Metazoa, Arthropoda, Insecta, Diptera, Culicidae. The transcript has 2 exons. The record is from RefSeq and is a predicted model, not a curated record.
CUGCCUCCAAUUCAUCAUGAAUUAAUUAUAAUGAUUAUCUCCCAUAAUUAUUUAUGUCCCCACAUGGCUUCAAUUAAAACGUGCAUGCCCGCAUACAAAGCCCAGUUAUUCGAGAAAAUGCGCUGCCCAAAAGGGGCCACAACCUCGUGAAUUCCAGACUCACUAGGGCAGCUGCAAGGUGACCGAUCAACGACCUCAAUUGAGACCACUGUGUGUGUUGGAGGUGCGUAUCAUAGCCUUAUCGUGCUCCGACGACGACAGUGACGAUUGAUUUGUUUUGGGAUUUUCAAAACACGUGGAAACAGACUCCACCGUACCAGUCAGACCGUCCCGUGUCUGUGGGAGCAGCAGAUUUUCCGCGAGAGUGAGAGUGAAAAAUUCGCACCCGGAGCCCCCCGAGCAGGUGGCAGAUGGUGGCGGCAAGGCCGAAGGAGCCUACGCGUUUGCAAUACGAUCGGUGCACUGCACUGCACUGCACACACCCCGUCCAAAUGAAGCAAUUAUCGUCUCCUACCCGUGUGGCGAGGUCUGCGAUCGUGGUGAUCCUCUAGGCCUGGUGCAGCCGAUGAUCUGUGGGAGCAGUCGAGGGUAUCUCUUCUGACAGUUUUCGGCAGCGGCGGCGGCCUCGAGAGCGAAAUCAUUUUUCUAUAGAAAUCUAUAAAUGUUUUGAGACAUGCAAAAAACCUUGCUAGUCUUCCGUCAUUAUUGAUACCGUUAACAGCGGUGAAGCAUAUCGAAAACGAGUGAUUGGGCGUCAUCGAUAGACAUUGUGGAUCCUUAGUGAUAAGACGGUCGCGAUCGAGUUACAGGUGUUGAUGGGCGAGGCUGAAUACAAACGGUAUUGAACGAUCGAUAAGAAAACGUGUCGAGAAACGAAGAAAGGAGCUGACUGGCUGGAAGCUGUGAGCAAUCGAAGAAGGAUAGAUUCAACAAAUCCUAUAAAUGUUGACAUGAACUGAACGAUGGCCCUCAUUUCCGUGUCACUCAUCGUCCUUGUGACCACCUGCUUUGUCAGGGGUCAAGUCAAUCAGAUUUCAACAGAAUUCAAACCACCACCAUUACCACCACCACAAACACCUACACAAAGUACGCUCAAGCUGCCAUUCAACCUUCCCCCACUGCUACCUCCCACAUCUAAUCACAUCUCCAAUCUUCCCAAUAGCAACACCCCUCCCCCCUUUCAAACUCCUUUCUCUUCACCAUUCCCAUCUCAUCCACCGCCCCAGUUUUCCUCUCAAUUCCCUCCCCAGCAUACUCCCCAACUCCCAUCUCAGUUACAAUCCCAGCUCCCCAUCCAGUUACCACAUCAACUCCAACAGCAAAUCCCCUUCCAACUACAACCGCCAUAUCCUAUCCAAGCGUCACCUUCCUUCUCAUCCCAUGGUCCGCCUUUCCUGCAGAACAAUUUACUAUCCUCACUUCUCCCACCCCAACUACCUUCAACUUUGCCCACCAAAUUCCCUCCUCCACCUCCACAACAUGGUCCACCGAAGACAAAGCUUCAUCCAUUAACAAGGCAACCAGGACCACCCUUCCCAGCACUUUCCGCACAAACUGGCACCAAAAACAUCUCAUUAGAAGCGAACCGUUCACCGCGAACCUUGCAGAUGAUCGGCACUAACAAUCAACAAACAUUUCACAAAAUCUCCGAGAAUCUACGUCCCGGUGCCAAUUCCUGGUACUACAAAAAGAACUCGUUCCCGAAACGACCACCGCAUCCGCAAGCACCAAAAAUAUCCAUUACAACUCCAUCGCCCCCUCGUUUGAUUCCCUUGAAUCAGUACAAUCAGCUGGAGCAGAUCACCAAACUCAAUCAACAGACCCAGGCGAGCUUACAGUCAUCCUUCAGUCAUUGGCCGUCGCUGAAUAAUCAAGCUCAGAGUUCGUUCAACACCAUUAGUACUUCAUUCAAUGGCCCACCUACCUUCGGCAAUCUUAACAAUUUAAAUCUCAACAGUCACGCUCCUUCCUUCAACAGUUUCGGCGGCAGCGUAGAUUCUUUUCCUAAGUUAAACAGUCCCAAACCUCCAAAUCCAACGCAGGCUUCACCGUUGAACACUAAUGUCAAACCAGACAUCAGUUCACAACCGAAUGGCCACAGCAAUCAUGGCCACCAAGCACAACCGUAUCAUCCACCACCGUUCAAUCUGAACCAGGCACCCUUAUUCCCACAUCUACACCCUCAGCAAAGUCCACCUUUCAAUACACACCAGCAAACUCCAUCAUUCCAGUCAAAUCCUCCUCACCAUCAACCGGUAACUCCGCUGGAAGUCUUCCAAGAUCCGGCCUUACACAUAUCCCCCAUCAACAUCCCUGCCCCGGAAAUACCGUACUUCGAAACCCUCCGCAGCCAAGUCAGCGCCCUCAAAGCCAAACACAAAGACUUCUUCAAUGAACAUCAGUCUGGAGAUACCACUUCCUUCAACAAUCCCCAGCAUUUCCAACCCAAACCAGUCUAUGGUCCCCCGCCAAAGCCCGUAUAUGGACCACCUCCUCCAGGUCCACAUUCCCAACACUUGCAAGGUCAUGCCUCCACCUGGAAUCCCGAACAGAGCAAGUUGGUACCACCGCCCAAGUGGAACCCGCACAAGUUCGAAUUCGAACAAAACAACAACUUCGGACAAAGCCUGGAGUACACCACGCCGAAGAAAACGCUCCCGCUGCAGAACGACUUUGUCGGAUUCCCGCCGGCAAAAAGCUCCAUCAAACACGAGCUCAACUUCAUCAGCAACUGGGAGAAGGGAAUCGGCAUCAUCCACAAAACCGAUCACGGCAACGCCGAAAAAGGUCAAACGAUAGUGGCGGCCGGCGAUACGGAUGACUUCAAGAAAAUCGACAAGCAGGAAUCGUCCAAGGUGGAAGUGUUCAGCACGGACAAAAUGCAGCGGAGGUACACCGAGCGAGGUGGAUCGAAGAAGCAAACGACGGCGCCCAAGAAGACGUACGAGAAGCCAAAUCGGGGUCGAGAUACGACGGAGGACAAAAACCAGGAGGAAGCGACUACGGUUAGGGUGGAGAGUUCGAAAGCGGGUGGUGGACAGUUUUCCAACGAAACGCAGAACGCUGAGGUGCAGCACAGGAAGAAACGAGAUGUGUCGGGGGUUGAGAGUAGUGCCGCGGAAAGUCUAGGAAAUGCCACUACGGCUAGGACGAUCGUGGAAGCGAAAACCGAAGAAUCGCAACCACAUGCGGAGCCAUUGGUAGCCCCAGCGACGGAUUUGGUCGACUCAACGACGGAAGGGUUGCAUGAAGUGGAACAGUUGCCACAAGCCGAAGCAUUGGUAGCUGCAAGGAGAGCGGAGGAUUUGUUGGAUUCGAGUGAAGAAGCGGCACUGUUGAUGGAUUCGGAGGAAGGGUUGUACCCGCAUGCCGCUGCUUUGCGAAGCUAUGAAAUAGCCGAAGGUGAUGCAUAUUCCGACGAAGAGGCUGAAGAAGCCCAGCGGAAGCAUUCCGCGGGAUUGGCUUACGAUGAUUACGAUGAUGAUGAUCUGGAUGACGAGCCGUCGAUCGAGUCACGUUCGGAUAGGUUCAUUUUCGAGGAGGUAGAUGGAACAACGUUGCGACCUUACGCUGUACCGAUAAUUUCCGACAGAAUCGACAGCUUUACGCCGAUUCCUAAAUCUGAGGCAGCGGUUAAACCACGGGGACUUCAGGGUAGAGAUUUGAUGGCUUUCCUUGAAGAAGCGCUGCGAAAUUCGUCGCAGUUCUUACCCGAUGAAGCUGAAGACCGUAGUUUCGACGUGGUUGAUCCGCCGACGGAUAUUAUAAAGUUUCCGUAUUAUGAACGUACGGAGCCACCAAUUAAUGUUGAUUCGGCGUUGAGGUUCGCUGAGAAUUUGACCACAUUCUCCAAAGGACUGUACGAAUCUAAGAAUGGUAAUCAGUGUCCGGAAGUGGACGUAGAAAUUCCAGAUGACUCAUCGGAUGAGAGCAUUCAUACAUUUAAUCCGGUACAAAGGCUGAAGCGAUUGGGUAAUAAGAUCGACUGCCUUAAGAACAGGAAUUUCGGAAAAGAUCCUUUGGACAACCCGCUGUUCAAGGAAGGCUUUGUUGGCGGAGGACGGUCUUCUCCGGAUGCCGCGCCAUCACAACCAGAUGCAUCCAUAGCCGUGUUUAGUGAUGUAAUCCGAUUAAUCAAGCAGCACUUGGAUGAGGAAGAGAAAACAAAGGCCAGAGAUUUCAGCGAUAUAGUUUCUCCAAGACAUUUGAAUCUAUCUGAAUCGAAAACACCUUCUCCGAACACCGCUGUUCUAGAGCAGCUAAGGCUAGGUAAACGCAGACCACUGCUUCCGAAUAAGCAACCGAAGAAAGUGGAGGAACCAAAACCUGAGGCAAUUCCAAACACCACCAAUGAAAGUCAUGGCUUGAAGAUAGUGUUCCCUCGCAGAUUGAACAUCACUAAAACGCAUGAUGAAGCGAAGAAAGCUUCCAAAUCGAAGUUAGGUGACAUAGAAGGAUACAAGUUGAAGCUGAACCAUUCACGGUUGACUGAUCAUGAAAACUACAAAGCCUCUUUGGCCAGGAAGCUUAACUUCGAUAGGCCGGAAAAAGCCAAGAUUCCGAAAAGUCAGCGUCGAGAUUCGGACGAUCGAUUCACGUACGAGGAUGUGCCGAGCGGAGGUUCGUCGUUCAUGCAGAUAUUCGAUAUCUCAUCGUUUUAUCCAAGGUUCGUCGCCAGAGCUCAUGACGACGACAAUCCAUUAGUGACUAAAGGAUUCGAAACGAAGUAUGAUCAACUGGAACGAGAGGCUGAUGAAUUGAUUACUUCGGUGCGAAGAAGUACUACUGAUGGAGAUCGUCGGUCGGCAAACUCGGGGCGGAAUGAAGAUGCGAAGGAUUCAAAGGACAAACCUUAUGGUACUAGUUAUUCUCCGUCUUACCGACAAUACCGAUUACUAUCCAGGAAAGACGAUCAGAAGCGGACUCCAACCGUAGAUGAACUUGUGGAUUUCUAUAGCAGAAGACGAAGUAGCGAGGAGCAGUUUUCAACGACCACUUUCGCUCCUAUUCUGCCUCCCAUCUCACUGCCGUCAACUACUUUGAAGGUUUUCGACGUUUCGACAUUCUAUCCACGUAGGAACGAAGAACUGUAUCAAUCACUGUCUAAACGUAGAGACAACAAGAUAACCCUGGAUGAUUUGGAAGUUCUGCAAGCGCCAAAGAUUACGCCGAAGUCAGAUAGUGUGGAGGCCUUCAAACCAACGGCACCGACCAAGCCCGUGAUAGAUGACAUAGCAGAUUUCGAGGGAUCACAAUCGCAGCUGACGGAAAGUUCCCUGUCUCCAUCCUCAAACGAUGGUCACCACACAUUCAAAAAAUCCGAACCACCCAAUCCGGACCUUCCGGAAACGGACAAAGCAACCUUCCACCUGGAUCAACCGGUUGCUGCGUCCGGUCAUCGUAACAACCGCCUGCUUCCGGCCCAAGUCAUACCCCGGAGGCAGUACAAAACCAAAGGACCAGGCUUCAGGAGACCUCCGGUCAAGUACCGACGGAAGAAGGUUAUCACCAGUUAUUACAACUGAACUUCACAGCAGAGUCCCGACUGAGCCACUGACCGUCUCUCCGUUCUCCCUGAACUUCAUAGAAGAUAGUUAAUUAUUUAUUGUCCCUCCUUUAUCCUGUACCAACUAUCCCUCUGGUGCCCGAGUAGGGCAGUCCUUCAAAUCCCAAAUUCCUACAAAACGCAAAUAACCCCAUCCGAGACGACAUGUGACGUACCCUAAUGAUCUUAGCUAGUGAAAUAAUAAGGCCAGUAUGAUUGCAGCAUUUGAAUGUACGUAGACCCCCUUUGUGAGAGCCAAUAAAUUGUUUGAGUUGUAUUACUGAUAGCAUAGUAAGUCAUAGCAAAUAAAUGAGCGCGAAGCGAAAGUCACGCCGAUAACAAUUAAUUUCCGAAUCGCUUUUUACUCCAAUAUCCGAACAACCAUACCGGUUCGAUCUUAUCACAUCUGACAGUGAUCGCAUGUCUUCACCAUAGCCUUUUCCCAUUUUCAAGCCCUUUUGUGUGAACAACCACAUCGCUUAAUUGCUACAAAAUCAUAGUGCGUGCGUGCACCAGUCUUCAUUUUCAUUCCGUGUCUAUAAUCCCACCUGUUUCACCCCAUGAGAAAAUAUCAAUGAACAACCCGCGCAUGAGGCCGGAGGUGUGGUGACGACAGCGUGGAAACAAAGUAGGCGCUGAUCGAUUUUCCGCCUUGUCGACUGUGACGCAGCAGACAGGGGCAGGGCUGUGAGCGGGCUGUGGAAUCGUUCCGGAGCGACGCAUUUCAAACAUGCCUACCAAAGCUAACCUACCUAAUCCUUAUGUAAUCCGAAAAAAACAGAGCAAUUCGAAUGCAAGCCAUCAGCAGGGUAGACUCAAUUAUCACCUAGUUUUUCUUUUGCUGUGCAGUUUCUUCUCCAUUUCAAUGAUGACGAUGACGAC